This is a messenger RNA of Sesamum indicum (sesame), 1766 nucleotides long. RefSeq names its product protein TRIGALACTOSYLDIACYLGLYCEROL 4, chloroplastic. Gene Ontology annotation, biological process: acylglycerol transport; ER to chloroplast lipid transport. Gene Ontology annotation, cellular component: chloroplast envelope. Lineage: Eukaryota; Viridiplantae; Streptophyta; Magnoliopsida; Lamiales; Pedaliaceae. The record is from RefSeq and is a predicted model, not a curated record. Gene Ontology annotation, molecular function: phosphatidic acid binding.
UCCCUCCUCACUCCCUUCUAAAAACUGAGAGUCACUCUCCAGGAUAAGAAAUCACGCCAAACCCUCAGUCCCCAAGCCAGCUAACUUUCCCAGCAAACAUGGCCUACUUAAGAACAGCGAUGGAUGCGGCGUUCUGGGACUUAAACGUAUCAACUCCGCAGGCCCUUGACGGUGUUGCUAAGGGGGUUCCGGGGGAAGCCGUACCUCUUGAUGGUGCAAGAGCGAGUAAAGUCCUCAGAAUUCAGCAGCUGUCUUUACUGAAAAAUGGGUUUCCUCUGGGCAUCGUUCCAUCUUAUGUUCCUUCGCCUAAUCAUAAGGAACUGGGUGCUUUCGCCCUGCAGUCCCUUGUUGGCAAUUUUUCUGUUGGAGACUGGUGGGUUGGAUUAAUUGGGCAUUUGCGUCCAAAGAAAUUGAUAUCUUCUAUUAAAGCUGAGGUUUCUGCUGCUGAAGAAUGGGAUCUGGCUUUGCUUAAAGAUACUGCAAAGCAUUUCCUGGACAAAUCACUGUAUGCAAUUAACCUAUGCUCGCAGAUACCAUUGACAUACUCGUCAUCCUUACUUCUGAGCAUUGAAAAGCAUGGUGAGAGGAAGAGGCAGUGCACCAAGGCUAUGCUCUUUCACAAGCUUCCAGAUCAUGAUAUUACUUUAGAAGCAGGAUGGCCUGAGCUAUUCAUAGACCAUAAAGGAAAAUACUGGGAAGUUCCUGAAUCUGUAUCCUUGGACUGUUCAUCUGUUGUGUCUGAGUCAGGAUUCCGGUACCGUUUUGGCAUACACAGGAAUAGCGGCACUCCACAGGCUUUUGAUUCCACUAAUGCUGAUGCACCAGUCACUUUAUUGCCUGGCGUAUGUGCGAAAGCUGGCUUUUCUUAUGAAAAGUCGAAGGACUUAUGGAGGCAGAAAGAAACAAAGCAGGAUCUCAUAAUUCACACAGAAAGGGGCGAAUAUUUGCGUCCUGCAUAUGAUAUUAAUAUGAAAGAGCCUCAUGCAGCAAUAUCUGGGAUUAUAGGGGGUACUUGUGCGGCAUGGUUUGGUGGUGGGAAAGGCUUACUAUCUGCUGAUGUGAACGGUUCUUCCGGGGCUAAAGAUAGAGGUCGCUUUGGUGUGGAUUUAUUUGGUUCCGGAUGCUUUACUUUCCAACAUGGUAAAUUCAGAAAGUUAUUUGGAGACCUCACCAGGGUUGAUGUUCGCUUGGAUGUUGCUUCAGCUACAGCUUUAGCCAAAAGCAUGUCGAACCUUUUCAGGAGUUCACAAAGUUACCAAUCACCAAAUUUACCAUCUUCCCCUAGACUAGACUUAAUAUUUCAGCAGCAGGUUGUCGGGCCCAUUGUUCUUCGAGUAGACUCAAAGCUUUCCCUUGAAUCAUCAACUGGGAAACAUGGACCCCAGCUGGAAGAUGUCAUAUACAGCUUGAAUUACUCCCUGAGGCUCCUGCAAUCUGGGAAGGUGGUAGCAUGGUAUUCUCCAAGGAGAAAAGAAGGGAUGAUUGAGCUACGCCUCUUUGAAUUUUAACUUUACUCGUCUUCUUUCGUACAUUUCCGGGAUAUCACUUGCUAGCAGCAUGAGUUGUGCCCCAAGCCGAGUUGGUUAGAAGCUAAUUCAUGGUCAUUUUAUGCCCUGAGGCAGUGAGCAGUUUUUGUAGGAAGCUUUUUGCUGUUGUAAUUUGCUCUUUGAUAGUUAUCAGAAGGCUGUAAAAACGUAUACAUUAAACACAAACACUACGUGCACUCUUAAAUCGGUGGCAUAUUCCUACCUUUCCAUCAUCAUUAA